AUGGCUGAGCGGCACAGCCCUGCAGCAUGCACAUUUCCAGAUGAACUUCGAGGGACUUGGCACAGUUCCCAUAAGGGGGCUAUAACUUUUAGCAACACUACGAUCUCUCAAUACCCCAUCCAAAUGUCUGCAUUGGUAUCCUCUCUCGACUUUGUUUGUCAGGAAAAAAGUGGAUCUGUGUACUUACUUAAGUCUCCAAUCGCAGUCAUUGCAUUUGGUCAACUGAUAGAUUCCUACAUAUGUCUGGACAUCCAGAGAAUAUCGGCUACAAAAUAUAAAUAUUACAUAGGAACAACGAUGGAGAGUAGUAUUAAUGACUAUGUAUAUGGAAUAAUGACUCAAUCUACCAUCAGUAUGAGCGACGCCUGCAACAGGGCCACUCCCUAUGAACAGGGUACUUUCAUCACUUUGGUCCAAGACGGUGAAGUAUACACUGGUUCUGCUCAAGCGUCGUGUCCCCCUGACCUUUUGGCAGCGUAUUCAACCGUGACAAUUAAAAACUCAGACGAGUCAACAACCUGCUCUGGAAACUCAUUUGAUGGAUGCUCACAAAAACUCACGUUCAAAUCAACAUACGAAGCAUGUGCUUCGGGCUUGGUAUUUUCAACAUCAGGUGAUUUUUACUGCCUCCACUACCAGACAAGCGGGGGAAUCACGUAUACCGUCGUCUGGAACAACGAUACAUCCGUCACCGGAAGUAGUACUUAUAGGUCAACCUGCUAUGCCUCUCAAACGGUUGGUUCUACACUGUAUGUGACCGAGUAUCCAGGGUUUUGCCAGUAUCCCAACCAGACCAGCACUUAUGUAUUUGGCUCGGGAAUAAAAUAUACUAUGACAUCACAAACAACUACGUGUGUGAUAACUAAAGAGGGCGGAGGGAGCGGAUUCUACUACUUUCUGAUUGUAUUAGGGAUACUUCUUGUUGCUGCUAUUGCGUUUGUUAUCUUCAUUAUAUACAAAAAAUACAAAAAUAAAAUACGAAUGAUGGAACUUGAGGUUUACACUGAGGAAACGAAAAGCCGGCCUCCAACAUCAAUGACAAAAGAAAGCAAUGAUCGUGCGCAUGAUCAAGUCCCUAAACUUCCUCCAAUAUUUCCAAACAAACCUUUGGUUCAAUCAAAUGAACCAGUAAAAACAGAGGAACCAGAAUCAGAACCAACGACUGUGGAACCAAUAUCCUCCGAAAAUACAGAACAAGUUGGAAUUGCAGAACCAACACCUGCUGAUGAUAAUUAAGAUUCGAACAAAAAAGAAUACUUA
Messenger RNA from Saccostrea echinata, 1260 nucleotides. RefSeq lists its product as uncharacterized. The record is from RefSeq and is a predicted model, not a curated record. The coding region runs from base 1 to 1236 and encodes 411 amino acids. NCBI's taxonomy places the organism in Eukaryota, Metazoa, Mollusca, Bivalvia, Ostreida, Ostreidae. The transcript has 9 exons.